Messenger RNA from Staurois parvus, 701 nucleotides. NCBI's taxonomy places the organism in Eukaryota, Metazoa, Chordata, Amphibia, Anura, Ranidae. The record is from the annotation of a GenBank genome assembly.
CCCCGCAUUCACUAUAUCCGCUCUCCCCGGACCCCGCAUUCACUAUAUCCGCUCUCCCCGGACCCCGCAUUCACUAUAUCCGCUCUCCCCGGACCCCGCAUUCACUAUAUCUGCUCUCCCCAGACCCCGCAUUCACUAUAUCCGCUCUCACCCGGACCCCGCAUUCACUAUAUCCGCUCUCCCCGGACCCCGCAUUCACUAUAUCCCGCUCUCCCCAGACCCCGCAUUCUAUAUCCGCUCUCCCCGGACCCCGCAUUCACUAUAUCCCCUCUCCCUGGACCCCGCAUUCGCUAUAUCCGCUCUCCCGGACCCCGCAUUCACUAUAUCCUGUCUCCUGGACCCCGCAUUCACUAUAUCCGCUCUCCCGGACCCCGCAUUUCACUAUAUUCUAUACACUAUGACUUCUCCUCCUGGCUACCCUUCUUCCUCUCCUCUGAGCUACCCACCAUCAUCCUUGGGAAUUUCAACAUCCCUGUCAACAUCGACAACCCGGCUACAUCCCAUCUCCUCCACUUAACCUCCUCCUUUUACCUCACUCCUUAACACUUGCACAGUGCAUACAAUCCACCACCCACUCCAACGGUAAUAUCCUGGACCUCGUCUUCUCCCAUCUCUGCGCUCCCCACAACCUCACUAACACCCCCUUCCCUCUCUCUGACCACAACCUGAUCACCUUCUCUAUCUCCUCGUCCUCCAACACC